Molecule: messenger RNA, 5788 nt
Organism: Bicyclus anynana (squinting bush brown)
Lineage: Eukaryota; Metazoa; Arthropoda; Insecta; Lepidoptera; Nymphalidae
Gene: grh
Product: protein grainyhead
Exons: 15
Coding region: 206-2938 (910 amino acids)
Biological process (GO): regulation of transcription by RNA polymerase II
Cellular component (GO): nucleus
Molecular function (GO): RNA polymerase II cis-regulatory region sequence-specific DNA binding; DNA-binding transcription activator activity, RNA polymerase II-specific
Source: RefSeq, a predicted model, not a curated record
GGGAGCGGAGGGCGGCGGCGCCGGCGCGCGGAGGCUGUUGCGCUCAGAGCACCUGCGCCCGCGCUCCGUAGCGCCGCUCGCCGCGUGCUCAGUACCCGCGCCCGCGCACGGACGCGCCGCCCGAGCGUCGCGACGCCGCCCACGUAACAGAGUUGGCGUAUUCGCGAGUAGUGCGGGGCGCUCUGCAGCGGCCGAGCCCGGCGACAUGUCCGCGUCGCCGCAGCCGCUGGCCGCGUGCGACGAGCGCGUGCGCACGCCGCGCGCCGCCGCGUCCCCGCGCUCGGCGCCCGGCUCACCCGCGCCCGCGCACGCCGUGCUCGCCACCAUGACGCCCGUGCAGCCCGCGCACGACUACUACAGCCACGCGCACAAGGUGGAGAUGGACUCGGACGACGGCUACCCGCCCGAGGCGCACUCCUACCGCCACUCGCCGCACGAGCUGGCCGCCUACGCGCCCGACAGCAAGGUGCCCGUGCAGCCCGACGUCUACGACCAGGGCAUGGAGUCCAUCGACGAGAAGACUCCGAUAGAUCUUAUAUACGAGGACGACAAGGAGACGGUGAUUUAUACCACGACGCCGGACCAGAAGAGGGUUGAAAUGAUCAGCGGCCAGUUGGAAGACGGCCAGUUGAUGAGUGGAGCCGGACAGCUCGUGGACGGUGGAGUAUCCGUGGUGGUGGGUGCGCCCGGCCAGGGGACGGUGCUAGUGUUGGCGGACGAACUCGGACAAGUUAUCACGAUACCCAGGAGACGCAAGGAGCUUAUGGAGGUCAGCAGCGAGUCGUGGCGCGCGUACUACGCGGGGGGGUCAGAACACACCUCGGCAGUGCUCGGCGUGGCCGACGACCCCCAGCCGCAGCCCCUGGUCACUGAGUACUACAAACUGCCGCCACUGGCUCAGGACACACACCUUAAUCUGCACAAGGAAGUUUGGCAGGCCGGCGGCGCGCCGAAGCCGGCCAAUGGCGCGCACGGGGCGGAGCUGGGCGAGCUGACGGGCCUGCUGCACGCGGGCCUCGUGAAGCGCGAGCCCGAGGACCUCAGCCGCAAGGUGGUCGACGAGCCCGAGCCGCACGCGCUCAAGCCGCCGCGACACAAGGUGGCGGUCGGCGAGUCGGGCGAAGCGGCAUCGCCGUCCCCGGUCCCGUCCCGGGCCUCCUCCGCCGGCUCGCUCCUCCCGGACGCGGCCAUGUACGCGGCGCAAAUGUUCGCGCCGCCCGGCACCCCCAGUCCCACGCCUUACGGCGAUCAGUACUCGCGCCAGACGACGGCCUUCGCUGGCGAGCCCUACUACAGAGAGUACUUCGUGGGCGAAGGCUACCAGCAGAGAGCCGCGCCGCCCUACAGCGACACCGAGUCGGCGUCGGCGUCGGCUUUCGGCGAUCGGUACUCGGCGCCUCGCUACCACAGCAAGAGUGUAAUUGCGGCCGCGGGCCUGACCGUGGACCUGCCGUCGCCGGACAGCGGCAUCGGCGCGGACGCGGUCACGCCGCGGGACCACACCGCCGUGCAGCAGUCGUUCGAGUACACGGUAAUCUGCCAGCAGCCCGUGGGCGAGGAUGGGCGCGGCACCCCCUCGGCGCACCAUUCCCCCGCGCAGCCCCGGACGCGGCCCUGGCAUGACUUCGGCCGGCAGAACGACGCUGACAAGAUACAGAUCGCUAAAUUAUUUUCACCAUACGGUUUCAAGUACCAUCUGGAGACGGCGAGCAGCAGUUCCCAGAGGCGGGAAGAUGACCGCAUCACGUAUAUCAACAAAGGCCAGUUUUAUGGCAUCACGUUGGAGUACAUCCACGAUCCUGACAAACCUCUCAAGAACCAAACUGUUAAGAGCGUCGUUAUGCUUAUGUUUCGAGAAGAAAAAUCACCAGAGGACGAAAUUAAGGCAUGGCAGUUCUGGCACGGGAGACAGCAUUCAGUCAAACAAAGGAUACUCGACGCCGACACGAAGAACAGCAUCGGGCUCGCCGGCUGCAUCGAGGAGGUCUCACACAACGCCAUCGCUGUCUACUGGAACCCACUGGAGAGUGCUGCUAAGAUCAACAUCGCUGUUCAGUGUUUGAGUACGGACUUCAGCAGUCAAAAGGGUGUUAAGGGCUUACCACUUCAUAUUCAAAUUGAUACAUUCGAGGAUCCAAGAGAUACGCAAGUUUAUCACAGAGGAUACUGUCAAAUUAAAGUGUUUUGUGACAAGGGCGCGGAAAGAAAAACGAGAGAUGAAGAAAGAAGAGCAGCGAAAAGAAAAAUGUCCGCCACGAAUAGGAAAAAGCUAGACGAAAUCUAUCAUCCGGUGACAGAACGAAGUGAAUUCUACACGAUGGCCGACUUAACAAAGCCGCCUGUUUUGUUCAGUCCGGCGGAAGACAUAGACAAAUUGGCGGGCAUGGAUAUACAAGGCUUUUAUGGACACGACGAAGCCGCCCUCGCGGAGGCUCACCUAAAGGGGGCUUCUCCCUUCCUUCUGCACGCGGCGAAACCACAAGCGCCAGCGCUGAAGUUCCACAACCACUUUCCACCAGAUGCGCCAGCGUAUCGAUCCGACGUGGGUGGCUUAUCCCCCUACAGCGACAGGAAAGACUCGCUAGAGCUGGAGGUGGUGUUGGGGAAGCGCGCGCGCACGUCGACGCCGCCGCUGAGCGAACGCGUCAUGCUUUACGUGCGCCAGGAUACUGACGACGUGUACACACCACUGCACGUAGUGCCGCCCACCACGCAGGGCCUGCUGCACGCUAUUGAGAAUAAGUACAAAAUUUCAAGUUCGGCAAUUAAUAAUCUUUAUCGAAAGAACAAGAAAGGGAUUACGGCCAAAAUUGACGAUGAGAUGCUGGCAUACUACUGCAACGAGGACUUGUUCCUGCUCGAGGUGCGGCCCGCCGGCGCCAGUGAAGACGAGCCUCUCUACGACAUCACCUUCGUCGAGCUGCCUCUUGAACACUAACUCUAGUGAAUCCGUAACUCUUCGUAUCAUUCUCUUUUCUCAACUUGCGCGGGCGUCACAUCUAAUAAAUAUAUUCUACAUAAGAUCUAUCAUAAUCAACCUAAUGACAGAUUGUCUUAGAUGAUUUAUAUGUCUAGAUAAACGGAUUUGUGACACGAAUAUUAGAAAGUGCUUUUUUUCAUUCAAUCGUUUAGAAAUGAAUUAUUUAGAUACAAACAGAAUUUAUGAGUAUUUAUUUGUCAACGUUUAGUCUAGACAUGUAUGUGAUUCGUAUCAGUAAUAUUAGGUCAUUUAGCUCGUGCAGGAUAUUGUUCACCACGCAUCACUGUCCGUGUCAAAUUACACAGCUCUUUAGAACAAGUUUCAUGUGACACGUGGUGCACGUCUAAAUUCCGUAACAUUCCAUUUUAAGUACGCUCAUUAUUUAUAAAUAAGGUUGUCUCUAAAGUGUCGAUCUCAGAUUGAAAUUUACUAUUAAGGAAACAUCACCGUUACGUUAAAUAUUGAUAAAACGCAUGUCACAAAUAAUUUCCGCCGUCUCACAAACGGUGAUCGAGACCGUGUUGUAUAUAAUUAAUGUCUAUCUAAUAGUGCCUUAUAAAGUUACAUGUUACAAGAUGGUAAUGGCUAAGAAAAGUGAUUGUCCUGUUUAGUAGCGUGAACAUUGGUUUCUUGGACGACGGUUGUAAUGCAAUGAAAAUUAACUUUCAAAGAAAUGCAAUGGUCUGCUGCUACAUUUUUGUAAUUGUGUGUGCCAUUCACUCGGAUAACAUAAUAUGUACUAGAUAUAUGUAGUUAUUGUUUUAACAGGUACCUUUUAAUCUUGCCAUGAUGAUAAAAUAAGAAAUUCUUGUCACAAAUGUAUUAUUGUAGAUAGAUAAACGUCUACAAUAAGGAGAAAAGUAAAGUGCCUUCGUCAAAUUAAUAAUUAUUUUUUAUCUUUUAAUGUAAGUGAGUUAAGUCAAAUUAAAUGCCAUCCACUUUGUUAAGUUUUAUGUAAGUAAGUUCGCUUUAUAAGCUCGCUCAAUUCAUUCAUCUAGUAAAGUUGAUAUUAGUUUUAGGCUGUCACAAUCACAAUGCUGGUUCCGUUCUAUAGAAAUCUCAACAUAAUUAACACUGUAAUUUAAAGUUUCCACGCAACUUAUAAAAAGGCCUUCGGGUUUUAUAAAUUUUUAAUAAUACUAUUUUAACUAUAAUUUUAAAACAAAUUACUCGUUAUCUUGAUCAAUUAUACGAAAUAGCAUUCGAAACCCAUAACGGAAUUGAUCAAUAGAAAUAAUAAAUAGAAGCAAUAAACGGAAAUUAAAAUUUCAAAUGAGACACAAUCGCUAGUUUGCAUAAUGUAGGUAAGAUACCAACACAGUCGUCAUCCACACUCCACACAUAUUCACGAACAAGUAAUCAAGCAUUGGAACAUUUACAUUUUCAUCCGCGGGAGUGGUUUGUGUACCUACAGUUUUAUUGAUUUAAUAGAUUUCUAUAUAUUAUAUUUUAUGCUUACGAUACAUAAGUUAUCGGGCCAUGACAACAUAGAAUGUGAAUAGAUUUACUGUUCGAGAUUUAUUUGUAAGAUAUGAUAUAGACAGAAUCAAUUUUCGAACCGCGCCGAUUAUUUUAAUGUUGAAUUCUUACAAAAUCGCUCGGUUCAUGUUAUAUGAAUUGGUAUUACUGACGACAUGAAAAAUAUGUAAGGUUAUCUCCACCGAUUUAAUUCAAAAUUCAGAACCAGGUUCUGUUCCUUAAAAGGAUUGGUCGUAGACAAAGUCGCCCAUGAUAUUUGUAAGUAACGUGCCUAGUGCGGACGGUUCGAUUAACUGCCAUAUUAUGACAUAAUUUAGAAUACUUGAUGAUUUUAGAGUUAGCAAUUUAAGUUUAGGUCAUUUUAUCGUCACACAACAGGUAGGAAUCGAAUUUUUAUUAGGGUAACGCUAUAUUUUACGUAUUUUAUGUAUGUAAUGUGUUGUUUUGUUUUGUCUCAAGCUGCGCCGCGUCGCGAUAUCUUCCAUAUUAUGUUGAUGUUUUACUCACUCGUUGAUGUCUUAUCACUUUAUAUUUUAAGAAAUUUGGAAUCUCUAUUAAUGUUAUUUUUAUGCAUUUCAUUGCUCAAAGUCUGCAUUUACUUCUGGGGUUAGCGGACUCUAAGUACCUACUUACUUACAUUUUUAUAUUAUACUUAUACGUGUAACGACAUAAUGAUAUUUAUUUAUGUACUUAUGGUUAUAAAUUGUUCAGCUUUAAUGUUUACUUUCAUUGAUGUUAGAUCGUGAUUCUGAAUCUCGUCAUAAGUCACAAACGUCAGUAGCAAUAAAAUACGUAAUUCAGUUUAGUAGUUAAUGGGCGCGUCCGCGAGGCGUUGCGUCACUGCCAGCGCGCCGGGCCGCCAGUAAGCCUAACAUGCGAGCCAUGACGUAAUAUCUAGUGAAGAAGCAAUGCCAUAUUGUUGAUCAAUAGCGCUGAACCAGAAAUAUCGCUCUCUCUUUCGUUGCGAUAUGACUUCUUGUCUUCACGAGAUAUGUCGUGGAUCGCAUGUUAGGCGUACAGGAGUGUGCAAUGUAAGUGUAGGACGAGGGUAGUUCGCGAAAGUGUCGGGCGAAGAGGGCGCCACGCACGCUGGCGGCGACAGCUCCAAGCGCCUCGCGGAGUUAGUCACACUAGUUAUUAUACACAUCCCGAGAGUGGUCAUUCCAUUUUCGUUAUUAAAUUUUAAUGAAUCUUAAUUUUUAAAUCGAUGAAUAGAUGUUACGUUAUUCUUUUAUAUGAAUAUUUGUAAGUUGACAUAAAAAUAUUAUUAAUAUAAUUAUUUUUAUCAAAGUUUAUAAUCUAAAUAAAAAUGUUUUUCUUCAAAACAUA